GUUAAAAUAUCUAUGAGCAUCCAAAACGGUUUUUUCUCAUUCAUAAGCGGUCGGUCAAAACGUUUGGACGCGUACUCUUCGCAAAACGAAAGUUCUUUUUUUUGCGUUUCUUUUAUCGUGUCUCUUUUUUUGGACUCUUUUUCGUAUUUUGCCGUACGUCUCGUUAAACAUUUAAAAAUUUGAAAAAAUCGAAAAAAUAUAAAAUUUUUCAAUUAAAAAAAUGUGGACCGGCAGAGAGGGUGACGAAAAUAAGGAAGCCACUUGGGAGGAAUAUAGUGAUUUUUAUAAAAACUUGUAUCGCAGCAUCACAGUAUCUGAGUUUGAUCGACCUCAUAAGACUGUAGUUUAUUGCAACGAACAGGAUAUACCAGCGCGCGAAGUGAAUGGAUGCAGUAAUAUACCACAAAUAAACUUCUUAUCUCAAUACUACAUUUUAACGCAUCAAGCUGAAGUAACCAUGCCAAGCGGACAUAUUGAUCAACCGAAAGUUGAAGACAAUCGUGAUGGAACCGUUCGUGUUCAAUAUGAUCCACGUGAGGAAGGUAUCCAUGAAUUGGAGGUAAAAUAUAACGGCGAACAUGUAAAAGGUUCGCCAUACAAAUUCCAUGUCGAUUCGAUCGCAUCUGGAUCUGUAACGGCCUAUGGACCGGGAUUGACCCAAGGCAUUACGGGAGAUCCAUGCAAUUUCACAAUAUCAACUAAGGGCGCUGGUGCUGGUGGACUAUCUUUGGCAGUUGAUGGACCCAGCAAAGCCGAAAUUUCGUACAGUGACAACAAAGACGGUACUGUGACAGCAACGUAUCUGCCGACUGCUCCAGGGGACUACAAAGUGUCUGUACGAUACGGUGAUAAGAACAUCAAGGGUUCACCGUUCCUGGCUAAAAUCACUGGCGAUGGUAAAAAGCGUAAUCAAGUAUCGGUACCAUCCUGUACGGAGAUGGUACUGUCAGGAGGAACUGUUUCAGAUGCAGAUCUUCGAACACUGAAUGGAUCAAUUCAGACUCCUAGUGGUCUGGAAGAACCGUGCUUCCUGAAGCGUAUGCCAAGCGGGAAUAUUGGCAUUUCGUUUACGCCUCGUCAAGUUGGAGAGCAUGCUAUUUCUAUCAAGCGACAAGGCAAACACAUUCACAACUCUCCGUUCAAAUUGAAUGUGUCCCAAGUGGAAGUUGGCGAUGCUAAGAAGGUUAAAGUAACCGGCACCGCAUUAGAGGAGGGAAAGACAAAAGUCGAAAAUAUAUUUGCGGUUGACACCAGAAACGCUGGACAUGGUGGCCUGUCGCUUUCAAUCGAAGGUCCUAGCAAAGUAGAAAUCAAUUGUACCGACAAAGCGGACGGCACGCUUGCUAUCGGUUAUAAGCCGACGCAACCCGGUUUUUACAUCGUCAAUUUGAAGUUUGCUGACCAUCAUGUCACCGGAUCACCGUACACUGUUAAAGUGACUGGUGAAGGUUCGAAUAGCCAGCGAGAAACGAUACAACAAGAGAACCGUGCCAUGCCAGUGACUGACGUUGGCGGCGAUUGUAAGCUAACGUUCAAGAUGCCGGGAAUUACAUCAUUUGAUCUUGCCGCUAGCAUUACUUCACCGAGUCAUGUUACUGAAGAUGCUGAAAUACAAGAAGUCUCUGACGGUGUCUAUGCAGUCAACUUUGUACCGAAAGAGACCGGCGUCCAUACCGUUUCUGUUCGUUACACCGAAAUGCACAUCCCGGGAUCUCCUUUCCAAUAUACGGUUGGACCAUUCACAGAUUCGGGAUCACAUUUGGUGAAAGCUGGUGGUGCUGGUCUGGAACGAGGAGAAGUUGGCGUACCAUCUGAAUUCAAUGUAUGGACGCGAGAGGCAGGUGGUGGCGCAUUAGCUGUUUCGAUUGAAGGACCGAGCAAGGCGACAAUCGAGCUUAAGGAUCGCAAAGAUGGUUCAUCUAAUGUGGCGUACACAGUUACCGAACCGGGCGAAUAUCGAAUCGGAGUCAAAUAUAACGAUCGCCAUAUUCCUGAUUCGCCGCACAAGGUGUACAUUUCACCUGCUAUGGGUGAUGCACACAAAUUGGAGAUUGCCCAAUUCCCGCAAGGAUCUGUCCAACCCGAUACACCAGCUCAAUUUUUAGUUAGAAACAACGGUGCCAAGGGCAAACUGGAUGCGAAGGUUAUCGCCCCGUCGAACACGGAGAACGAUUGCUUCAUUCAGGCAAUCGAUCAAGAGGAAACGUCCGUUCGUUUCUAUCCGCGAGAGAAUGGCAUCCACAGCAUUCACGUCAAAUUCAACGGUGUCCAUAUUCCUGGCUCACCGUUUCGCGUCAAAGUAGGCAAAGAGGUCGCUGAUCCGGCAUGUGUUCAAGCUAGUGGCAAUGGGCUGAAGGAAGCGAAAACUGGACAAAAGGCCGAUUUCAUCAUUGGUACAUGUAAUGCCGGAUCGGGCACCAUGGCCGUCACUCUGGAUGGACCGUCAAAAGUGGCAAUGGAUUGUACAGAAAUCGAAGAAGGCUACAAAGUUCGCUACACUCCUCUGCUGCCCGGGGAUUAUUUCAUGUCCAUAAAAUACAACAACAUCCACGUUGUCGGCUCACCCUUCAAAAUUGUGUGCAAUGGCGACAAUUUCUGUGACGAGGGAGCCCAAGAGACAUCGUCCGUUGUGUUUGAAACAGUUGCAAAGUACUCGAAAGGUAGCAAUAAGACUGCGUCGGUUUUGCCAAAUUUCAAAUCCGAUGCGUCGAAAGUUACGACAAAAGGAAUGGGCCUGAAGAAAGCUUUUCUGGGAAAACAGAAUCAAUUUACGGUUGGUGCAACGGAUGCAGGUAACAACAUUUUGUAUAUCGGUAUGUAUGGUCCGAAGGGUCCAUGCGAAGAAGUUCAAGUCAAGCACAUGGGCCGGAACAUUUAUCAAGUCAAUUACUACGUGCGUGAAAGAGGAGAAUAUAUUCUGAUAAUUAGAUGGGGUGAAGAUAACAUUCCUGGAUCACCAUAUAGAGUCGAGGUUUAAGUGGUCUGGUGCUGCUUGAAUGUAUAUACAAUAAUCGGAAGUGACUUCGUUUCUUUCUUUCUUUUCUUAAUUUUUUUCCCCUUUUCUUUUCUUUAAAUUUAAUCGAAAACACAUCGUAGAAUAGCUUUUUGGAAACAAAGAAAAAUCUUUUUUUUUUGUUCUUGCGCACAGUUCCACUAUAAUUUUCCCUCCUCUAACUUCCUAUUUACUUUUACGUUUUAGUUCAUUGUAGCCACAUUUACAGACCUGACAGAUAAAUCAUAUUUUACAUGCCAUAGGUGUGGAAGUAGUAGAUUACGGCCCUUGUUUGGAACUUUUUAUUUUGUCAAGAGUGAUGCUUGCUGUCUGAGCUCACUCAGUCCCCGAGAAAAUGUGUUUUGACGCUCAUGUCAUUGAAUUAAUGACUCAUUGGUAAAGCCUGUUUUAAUAGUAGACCGCUCAUUCACUAAAAGCAUCGUUCUACCAUGCAAUUCUAAUGGGAUGCCAAAAUCAAAUUGCAUUUUUACGCAUUACUAUGAAUGCCGACUGUUAUAUUGACGGCUAGGGCUCAGUAUCUGUUAUCUUUGUGGUGCAGUCAGAACGUCGCUGAACAUGCGAACAAUAGAACCGUAAACAAUAGAAGCUGGGUGUUUUAUUGUUUACUUGUUCGGCGACUUUUUGGCAUCAUUUACACAGGAUUCCCUCAUUAGUCGAAAGGCGCCAUUAGUACAACGUAGGUGGGCUCAUUAUAUGUCCCAGUCUCAGAGAAUCCAAAUCGAUGAUGAAAUGAAAAUAGUGCUGUCGUGCCUUCAGCAUGAAUUUUGAAUGAAAAUAAAGAUUUCUUGGAAGGUCUGCACUGACUGACAAGUGAAACUUUUGAGCUUCCAAGUCGGUAGGCUUCCAACAGACAUCUACAUCCAUCAAUGAAAUUUUCAGGGGAAAUGUCAUUAUGUCAUGGAGGAGAACCGCAAUGCUUUGUAAACGCAAUCAUUUUCAUAGAAUUGCGACGUAGAUACUGAGUUCGUUCAAUACGAAUCGGCCGAUUACAGUAACAAUACGGCAUGUGGGCUCUCGGCUUAAUUGAAUUUUUUUUUCUAAUAAAUUCGUUUACCUUUUUGAAUCCCAGCGGAUGUUUUAAAGAAGUGCGCUUAUUCAACAUUAGCCCCUAUUUGACCUAUCUGCUCUCAUUGCCAAAAACCGCUCUUUCGCACUUGUACAAUAAAGUGCAUUAAUGUAGCGUAGCGUCCACAUAGCAGAAAAGGUGACAAACUUUGUCACACCCAAUUGAAAAAAGAAAUGUUUUACCUUUGGCAUGUAAAGUUUAAACGUUUCAUACCCAAG
This is a messenger RNA of Bradysia coprophila, 4297 nucleotides long. Its product is annotated as filamin-A-like. Gene Ontology annotation, biological process: actin cytoskeleton organization. Lineage: Eukaryota; Metazoa; Arthropoda; Insecta; Diptera; Sciaridae. Gene Ontology annotation, molecular function: actin filament binding. The record is from RefSeq and is a predicted model, not a curated record.